Molecule: messenger RNA, 7062 nt
Organism: Acytostelium subglobosum LB1
Lineage: Eukaryota; Evosea; Eumycetozoa; Acytosteliales; Acytosteliaceae
Exons: 3
Coding region: 1-7062 (2353 amino acids)
Cellular component (GO): cytoplasm
Molecular function (GO): adenylate cyclase activity
Source: RefSeq, a predicted model, not a curated record
AUGAAUACAUUCGUUGGCGGUGGCGCGACGGAUGGGGAGGCUGGCGGCGGAAGCGUCGUCGCCACACCUAGUAGGGUGGCCCAUCUGUCGUCGCAUAUACCAUCGUCUAUAGUAUCGAGAUACAAACGAAAUCAGACGCCGCUCGAUACGACCGUGGCCGACGUCUCAGCCAUUGUCGCACCGGUCAUCGUCAUUAAACUGUACAGCCUCUUGAACAGUGGCGAGUCAACACACCGUGGCCAUCACUCGAGUUACCUGGCCAUCAUCGAGCUGGUGUUCCAGAUCAUCCUGGAGGAGGGCGGUGACAUCCUGCAGGUGUUGAAUGGCGAGGAGAUCAUUGCCGUGUGGCACGAGACCACGAGCGAGGAGAUGUCCACACUGGUGCGACGUGCGGCCAAGUGUGCGCAGAAGCUGCGCGCCCACUUACUGCGGCGCAUCUCAAGUCUGCGCGGCGAGGAGCACGGUGGUCCCACGACGCCCAAAACCCCGGGCAUUCCCAUCCCCAACAGCAGUAGCAGCAGCAGCAGUAGUGGCAACAGUAACAACAGCAGUAUAUUAAGUAAUGGUCAUCAUGGUCACCAUCAUCAUCACAGCAGCAAUAACAACAACAACAACAACAAUAGUAAUAUAAACAGUAUCAACUAUGGCAUUGCCACAGGAACACAAUCGUCAUCAACUUCUCAAGUCAACUCUGGAAGUAUCAACACGUCGGCUCAUCACACGUGGUCCAGCAACAUGGGCACGUCAUCCAACAGCUUCAACUACAACUACAACUCGUCCAACUUUAAGAACCACUCACUCUCAUCGAACGCAACGACAGUGGGCGGCGGCAACCACAACAGCAGCGUGGUCAGCAGUGUGGGCUCGUCGCUCGCGCAUCACCAUCAUCAGCAGCAGCAGCAUAAUAACCACAGCCAACAUCAUCAGCAGCAUCCACACUCGACCGACCUUUUGCUGAGUAUACCAACCAACCAUGCAUCGCCGUCCCUGACGCCAACGACAGCUUCAGCCUACCACAAUGUAUUUAGUGGCGGCGGCAACAUGGCGGGCGGCGGCUCCUCCAGUAACACGCUCAAUGUACCAUCGUCACAUCAUCAUCAUAGUCAUUAUAAUCAACCUCACAGUGGCGGUGGACAUCAUGGACACACCGGGGCGUUCAGCCCCUCUGGUCAUCAUCAUUUAUCAAGUAGUCCCUCAUUCAAUUCGCAACAACAUCAGCAGUCCAAUGGAUCGAAUGCUGCUGGCUCACAACCAUCCAACCAAAGCAUCCAAACGGCCAACACAGAGCACCUCUUCAACAUAUUCAUUGGAUGUGGCGAGGUGUUCCUCGGAUCAAUUGGCGGUGAGACCAACAGUUGGCUAUUCUUUCAAGGUGGAGAAGGAGUAUGCUCUAUCUACAGCAUCAUCAGUGCGUAUGACGAACUGUUUAAUAUCCAGUCGUUCCCUGUAAGGCUGUCUUUAAGUAGACAGCAACAGGAGCAGCAGCAGCAGUCGCGAAUGAAGUCAUUUUAUACAUUCCCAUCGGCGACGACGGGCACAGCAGGCUUCCACUCGACGUCGGUCUGCUACCCAAAUCGAGUGUUUGGUCAGAUCGUCAUCACGGCUGCCACCUGGCAGAUGAUCCGAAUGUAUUCGCAGUGCGAGCCGCUGACCUCAGAGAUCGACCCUGCGGCGCCGCCCAUGUACUUGCUCAAGCAGAUGCAGGAGAUGUCCAACCCAGUCGGUAUCUCGGUGGAGAAGACCCUGCAGGACAUGCAGCCAGAGCAGCUGAUCACCAUGCAUCGUCUGCUAUGGUGCCAUCUCCCGAUGCAUCUCAAGGUACUGGCGUCGUCUUCCAUGCCCAACAGCUCGUCUCAGCCCGCCACCGAGCAAUUCCGUCUGACGCAGGACUGGAGUCUCGAGUCACGUAUCGUCACAGUCUUUAUCUUGCACUUCUUCGAUCUAACCUACAACUGGGAGACGAUCAAUUUCUUUCAUCCAGUAGUGGCAAAGUUGCAAGAGAUAUUGAGAAAGAAUGACGGAUCAGUUACAAAGCUGUUACAACGCGAGAGUGGAGUGUUUGUAGUGUGUGUCAUGGGCCUGCCACCAUUCUCCAAUGAUAGUCAUGCAGUUGCAGCUAUCAAGAUGGUGAUGGACAUUGUAAAGAUGUUGCAAUCACAUAACAAACACUAUAUACGCGAUGUCAAUGCCAUGGUGGUCAGCGAGAAGAUGGUCUGUGGUCUAGUUGGCGUCAAGUCGCGAUCAGAGUACGUGGUCAUCGGAGAGAAGGCACACUACAUGAUCAAGUGGCUGUCAACUGUGCGCACUCAAACAACCUUCCACAUCGACAACAACAACAACAACAACAACAGUAACAACAGUAACAACAAUGGCAAUGUUGGUAACCUGCCACAGGACACAACAGAGGGAGGAUGGAUACUUUGUGAUGAGGCAACCAGGAAGGCUUGUGACAAGGCCAUCAAGUUUGAUGCAAUCACCUAUGACAUCCAAUUCCCUUUGACAGUGACAAAGACCAACACAAUGCAUCCAUCGGGAAUAGGCCUCAAGCGAUCAGCUGAUGCCAGCGCCCCAACGACACCUACACCCAUGGAUAACAACGCUGGCGACGCCGACGACGAGUCGCUCAGCGUCACCUUCUCGCUAAAGAGCUCGUUCAACUCGGAUCAGGGCGGUGAGAACACCCCGCGCAACCCAAUCUACAUCGACAGUGCCAACAAGGGACGCGAGUUCAGUGUGCAGUGGCGCCACUACGUCGCCACGAUGGUCACGUACCGACCGAUUGCCAUUGCGCACAUCCCCACCACGAUGGACAACCAGGUGAUGGUGGACGACCCCAACAACAUUGGCGGACACAGCAUCAUUGGUAGGAAGAAGGAGAUCACCACGCUGAUGCAUCGAUACAAUCUUCUGUCGGAGCGUCUGGUCUCAUCGUUCACGCUGAUCGAGGCCGACAUUGGCAUUGGCAAGAGCUCGCUCGUCACAGAGAUCUACAAGCAGUGUGCCAGGUGUAACGCGCAGGUGCUUUGCGGCUCGGCCAGUCUUCUGGAGAAGACACGCGCCUACAACGUCUUCACGGGCGUCUUCUCCGAUCUGUUCUUCUCCGAGUUCUCCCUGGGCGAGACGCGUUUCGCAGGCGACAAGCACGCCUAUCGCACUUUAUCAUGGACGCGCUACAGACACGUGCAGUCGAUGCCGCCUGAGCAAAUCCGACAGUACAUCUUCCAAAAGUUCACAGACUGCCGUCCUGAGCUGCUGCCCCUGCUCUCCCUGCUGAAUCCCGUGCUGCGCAUUGACUUCCCGCCCAACGAGGUGACGGCAAUGUACAUGGGCUCGUCGGCCAUGCUGCUCGAGAAAACCUUUGAGCUGCUGUCCUACUUUUUGCGCGCCAGUGCCUCGCGUCGCCGUCUGGUAAUCAUCCUCGAGGACAUCCACCACAUGGACUCAGUGUCAUGGUCGCUCCUGAUGCACAUAUCCUUCACCAUUCGUCCCAUCAUGAUCAUCGCGACGACGCGCAGUCAACACGAGAAGACGAAGGAGUUGAAUCGCAUCAAGAAGGCCUUCAGUCCAACGACGACCAAGGCGCAGUCCCCAGACUCGGACACCUUUGUCGCUUCCACCACCACCACUGCCCCAAUGGUGCCUGAGCAGGCACCGCAGCAAGUCCGCGAGGAUGCUGGCGGUGAUGAUGUGGGAGACAAUGACAGCAGCGAUAACGAUAACUACAACGACCACGACAAUGACCAAGACAACCAUACUGUAGAUACAAAUGUACAUAACACAACAAGCCGAACGACACAGGGUACACAACAACAGCAACAGCAACAGCAACAACAACAACACUCAAAUCUGACCACACCAUUAUCAUUCGAGUACCAUGAGAUGAAGCUGGGGCCUCUCUCGCCCACCGCCAUUCACGAGAUCAUCAAGCAGCAGCUCAACGUCAAGGUGAUAUCCAACUACAUCUAUCAGCUCAUCCAGCUCAAGUCGGAGGGCAACCCGUACGUGUGUCUCGAACUGGCCAAGAGCUACCUGGAGCGCAACUUCCUCAUCAUCGACAACAAGCACUGCAUUGUCCAGCCGGCCUAUUUCACACGCGGGUUCCCCUCGAUGCCCGAGAUCCUGGAGCGCUUCUUCCUGAGCAAGGUGAACCAUCUCAACGACUUCUAUCUCAUCAUCCUCAAGGUGGCCAGCGUCAUGGGCCUGUUCAUGUUCCCCUAUCCCCUGAUCCAUCUUCUGUACCCCAUUGGCUCGAAGCGACCCUUCCUUCGUGACAUCCUCCAGCGCCUCGUGGACGCUGGCUUCCUCGUCAACUUGAAGCGCAGCGAACUGAACAAGGAUCACUUCUACUUCCCUCCACCCUCGACCAAGCAUCGAAUGAGUUUCAUGAACACGCUGCAGGAUCAGAGCAGCUCGAUUUCACUGCCAUCGGCGUGGUUCAUCCCCACCAAGGACAGGAAGGGCUCAAAGUCGAGGACAAUGUCGCCCACCAGUAGCAUGACCAACAUGCCCAUCCACACACCCACCAGUGGACACUCACCCGGCAGCCAUCUCCACUACAGUGCCAGCAGCAGUGACGACGACAACCUAUCGGCCUCAUCCUCUCCUACGGGCCUGUUCAAAAUGGUCCGUGGCCAUACUUGCGACUCGCGUCCCAAGAGCAUCUUUGCCGACGCUCAGGCGCCCUCCAGCCAAACGCCGCCCACUGCUCCUACGACCGAUCGCUUCCUGGUCGAGGAGGAUUGGAACCAGUACUACGGUUUCAAGAGUCCGUUGCUGCAGGAGGCCAUGUACAACUCGCUGUUAGUGAUUCAGCGCCACUCUCUGCACCAGAAGAUCGCGGACUGGAUCGAGGAGACAUACAACUCCACCGAGAUUGCCUGCUACAACGAGCUGCUGGCCGACCACUGGUCCAAGACGGACCUAUCCAUCAACGAGAACCUGGCCAAGGCGUUGCACUACAACUUUGCCGCAGGUGAGGAUGCCCACCGUCGCUGCAUCUACUUUGACAUGAUCAAGUAUCACAACGAGUACAUUGCGCUGUUCAAGAGCUUCAAGAAUGGCAUCAUCACAAAGGACCCGCAGUUUGAGCGAUCCAUCUUUGACUCCUUCGACGACCCCAUCACAUUCGCCAUGAGCACCGAGGAGCGUAUCCGGUUCGCCAUCUCCACCCGUCGCAUCGCCGAAGCCUACGCCAACCUUGGCUACUUCAAGCUGUCCGAGAAGUACUUCUUGUGGGCGCUCACGGGCGUUCUGAAGGAGCCCACGCCCAAGGCCUCGAGCACACUGGCAGUCUCAGUCGUCACAAUGGUCACCAAGCAGAACCUGCUCAAGCUGGCUUCAAAGAACAAGAAGUACCAGGCCUACCAAGAGUCCGACAGCUACAUGGCGCCAUCUGCCGCGCUCGCCUUUGAGACGGCAUGCAUCUACUCCUCGAUGUCCGAGUUCUUUUACAAGAGCCAGCGACUUCCCCUCGCAGUCUACUGCGCUAUGCAUGGCGUUCAAGGACUAGAGAUGAGCCAGGGUGCAUCUGUGUGGAUGGCCCUUCCCGAGCUGGCUUUAGCGUGCUCGCGUCUCUCCAUCAUGUCGGCACUCUUCCCCUUCUGUGGCACUGUGUCCACAUCACUGGCCAAGCAGGCCAACAAGAUAGUUGAGGACCUCAUGGACGACUAUCUGGAGCUGGGCAACAUUGAAGCAACCAACAACCUCAUGUUGACGCUGGCUGUUCUUGGUCUGCGCGACAUCUUCUUUGGACAGUGGAAGAAGGUGGAGAAGUUGUACCAAAAGUUCAGCUACAUCUUCCACAACUACCCCAACGCGCUCAAGAAGGACAAAGAGCUACUGCUGUUUGUCUUUGUCGUGUAUCGCUUUGUCAAGGGCGAGCUCAACACUGUGCACACAAUCGUCGAGGAAUGUUUGGAGAACAACAUCCUGUCAAUGUCCUGGAUGACCACGCUCACCUUCUUCCAUUUCCGCGCGAUGACCUUCACCUUCCAGGCCAAGUACCAGGAGGCUCAGAAGAUCAUCAUCGAUGCCGAGCUGCUCCGACCCAAGAUCGAUGGCAUUGAGUACGUGCUGCACCAAGCCGUCAAGUCCACCAUCGCCCUGUCCAAUGACCAGAUCACCAACUCUAUGGACUUGAUCUCCACUGUGCUGCCAAUGGUUGGCGGGGGAUGUGGUAUCCGUGUCGUCCUCUCACUCGUGCUCAUCUCGAGAGUGCUAUUGUCCAUCGUCGAGAGGGACAAGCUCAGGAGGAAUAAGUUGGCACAGGCUACUGUGCAUCCUGCCACCUCGUCUUCGUCAUCAUCGUCAAACAGGUCGUCAGUGUCACUCAGCAAUAGAUCAUCUGCUGUUACACAGACCAGCGAGUCAGUGCCCAUCCCUGCUGCACAGGUUCAUCUACAGCAACAACAGACUCCAAUAUCAUCUUCGCCAUCUCAGGCACAGUAUCCAAAACUGUAUAUCGUUCAUCCACAGAGGGCACAGCAGCAACAUCAGUCGACUGUGGAGCUCAACAAGGCAACAACAGUGGCUCAAGAGACGGCUUCAGCCGCAACAGACGUCAACGGCAUCAAUCCACCCAAUGAUGGUGCCGUUGGAGACAGCACUAUACCGCCAUCUCUGCACACCAUCAAUGGAGUGCAGAUCUUUGUCGAUGACAACUACAAUGGAGGCAGACACAGUGUUGCGCUGGGCAGUGGCGGUGCCAACAACGUGUUUGAGCUCGACACUCAGGAGAUUGAGAUGUGGAUCAAGAAGAUUCUGACCGAGAUCAAGUCGAUGGAGAACACGUCGCCCUUCUCAGUGACGAGCUACACGCGACUCAAUGGCUUGUUCAUGAUCAUCUUCCAGUUGGGCCGUGAUGCUCGCGAGCGUGGAUUGGCAUCGCUGUACAAGAGCGCCAAAGAGGCCAAGCUCAGUGAGCUGCCAAUGGAAGAGGCAUUCGCCUGGCAUGAGAUAUCAAGAUACGAAGAGGCAGCAUCGCUCAAGCAACAGUUGGCAUGGCGCAAUGCCACCGAGAUCUCACAGAAGCUUGGCAUUGAUCCAAGUUCAUUGAUUGUGUAA